UGUCAUGUGCGGCAUAAUACCCACUGCUGCGUGUAAUUGUUGAUCAGCAUUACGUCAUUUAAUAACGAGUAAAUAAAAAAAGUAUAUAAAUUAACUCAAAUCGAUUCUUUAACAACCGACAGUUAAAUAUUGACGUUAUAUUCCUGUGGCCAUUAUUUAUUAUUCUAGUAAUUAAAAUAAUUUAAAAUGUGUGGAAUUUGGGCAGUUUUUGGUGUUGAUGGAGAAACUUUAAAUUGCGUGUGUAAUAAUUUUAAUAAAAUUUCUCAUCGUGGUCCAGAUGCUUUAAGAGUUGAAAGUGAUAUUCGUGUUAAGAACGCAUUUUUAGGUUUUCAUCGACUAGCAAUUCUGGAUAGUUUAUGUGGUAUGCAGCCAAUGAGACUUUAUCAGUAUCCAAAUAUAUUUUUGAUAUGUAACGGCGAAAUAUACAAUUUUGAAAAGCUCAGGGAUCAAUACAAUUUCUCAUAUUCAUCAAAAUGUGAUAUUGAAAUAAUCACUCAUUUAUAUAUGAAUGGUGGAGCAAAAAAUGUUGCUAGUUCAUUGGAUGGUGUUUUUGCAUUUUGUUUGAUGGAUAUGCAGGAAAAUAAAAUUUUGAUAGCACGUGAUCCAUAUGGAGUAAGACCACUCUUUAGAUUGUCAAGUAGUGAUGGCCAGUUAGCUGUUUGUUCUGAAGCUAAAGGUCUAAUGGGUUUAACAGAACAAGUAACUGGAGAUUGGAAAUUGGAACCAUUUCCACCAGGACAUUAUGAAGAAUAUAAAAUAUUAACAAGCGGCAAAGUUGAAUUAUUAUCACGAGUUUGUUAUCAUAAACCUGGUGAUAAACCUGCAUUUGACUUAUUUGUUCCUUGGAACACUUUAGUACCAUCAGAUGUGAAAGGUAACAUCGUUAAAUUAUUCACGGGAGCUAUCGAGAAACGUUUGAUGGCUGACAGACGUAUUGGAUGUUUAUUAUCAGGUGGUUUAGAUUCAAGUUUAGUUGCCUCGCUAGUUGUGAAACUAGCUAAAAAACAUAAUUUACCUUAUAAAAUUCAAACCUUUGCUAUUGGAAUGGGAGACAGUCCAGAUUUACGUGCAGCAAGACAAGUUGCUGAGUUUAUUGGUAGUGAACAUCAUGAAGUUACUUUUACAGAACAAGAUAUCGCUAAUGUUCUAGAUGAUGUAAUUUAUUCUUUAGAAACUUUUGAUAUUACGACUGUUCGCGCAUCUGUGGGAAUGUAUUUAUUGGCAAAAUAUAUUAAAGAAAAUACAUUGACAACGGUAAUAUUUAGCGGUGAAGGUGCUGAUGAAUUAGCGCAAGGUUAUAUUUAUUUCCGAGAUGCACCAAACUCUCACGAAGGCCACGAGGAAUCUCUUCGUUUGCUUAAAGAUAUUUAUCUUUAUGAUGGUUUACGUGCUGAUCGAACUACUAGUGCUCACAGUUUAGAAUUACGUGUGCCAUUUUUAGAUUUACAAUUUACUUCUUACUAUUUGUCACUUGAUCAAGAAAUACGUCAACCACAAAAUGGAGUCGAGAAAUAUUUACUGCGAUCUGCUUUCGAUGAAGAUAAUUUACUUCCUAACAACAUUUUGUGGCGACACAAAGAAGCAUUUAGUGAUGGUGUUGCAUCAAUUAAGAAAUCACUCUUUCAAAUUAUUCAAGAGAUCGUUGAUUCUCGGGUUACCGACAAAGAAGUUGAAGAAGCUCAUGUUAAAUAUCCUCAUUGUCCCCCCAAAACUAAAGAAUCAUUUUAUUACAGGCAAGUCUUUGAAAAACAUUAUACAGGACAAGCUGAAUCAUUAAUUCCCUACUACUGGAUGCCACGUUGGGUAAAAAAUAUUUUUGAUCCAUCAGCGAGAUUUAUUAAACAUUAUGCUGCUGAAAAAGAUUAAAUAUUCUACGAUAAUGUUAAUACUAAAUUAACUACAAUUAUACAAAAGAUUUGAAUCAAUAAAAUUUUUUUUGCACCAUAA
Molecule: messenger RNA, 1947 nt
Organism: Microplitis demolitor
Lineage: Eukaryota; Metazoa; Arthropoda; Insecta; Hymenoptera; Braconidae
Gene: AsnS
Product: asparagine synthetase [glutamine-hydrolyzing]
Exons: 8
Coding region: 187-1866 (559 amino acids)
Cellular component (GO): cytosol
Molecular function (GO): asparagine synthase (glutamine-hydrolyzing) activity
Source: RefSeq, a predicted model, not a curated record